CCCAUGUCUGAGACUGAGAGUUCCAGUGUUUGUACUGUUUAUUUCCUAUUUCUUGUGUAUUAAUACUCAUUCGAUUUUCUGAUAAUUGGGGUGCCUCAGAGGUUUUCCUUUUUGCUUUUUUUUUUGUGUGUGUGGGGAGGGCUUGCGGUAGGCUCAGGAGAAACUGGUGCUUCAUGUACUAUAUUAUACAAUCAUGUAAUGCUCCUCUAUCUCAAUUGAAGUGUUCCUAUUUCUUGGAAUUUUGGGCACAGUUAUCCAGGUUGGACUUGAAUUUUGUUUUAAUUAAUUUGAAUGGUCCGAAAUAGAGAUCCCACAAUAUUUUCUGGAAAAAACCCAAUGGAAAAGUUUCGAAAGUAAUGAAAAAGCCUCUCUUUCAGGAAAGUGGAAGAACUUUGAGACAACUCAAAAUAGAGGGUAAAGCAAUCAAUUUGGAACCAAGGAGGAAUACUUACAGUUUUAGCUGUUGAAAAUGAUCUCCAGUUCAUUAAAGAAGAUAUAAGUGCUGUGGAGAAACAUAGAAUGGAAUUGUAUAGGGCAAGGGGUAGAUAUGCAGCAAAGAUGAGAAUGCUAGUAAAUGAUUCUUCUGCUGUGACAAUUCGGCCUUCAUUGAUAGAUAAGCAAGGUAGUGGCAUUAUUUCUGGUUCCUCAAUUUCACAGCGACAAGGAUAUGCUGCUUCAGACACUUCACAGAACAGGAAAACAGAUGCAAGAGCUCUAGAGAAUGUUCACAGGACAGAUUCCGACUCACAGAAUUCUGAUCAAUCUGGACUUGCGACAGCAAGAAAGAGAAGUAUCUACGCACAGCUCGAUGAUAUACAAGGUUAUUAUUUGCAAAAACGGCGACACUGCACAAAACAGUCACAUAGACAGGAAGAAACGGUAGCAAACGUCAUAAACAGAGAAGGUUAUUGUGCCGGACUUGAGGAUUUUCAAUCUGUUCUAUCUACCUUUACACAAUACAGUCGGUUGCGGGUUGUUGCUGAACUUAGGCCUGUCGAUCUUUUCCACUCAGCUAAUAUUGUCUCAAGUAUUGAAUUUGAUCGAGAUGAUGAAUUUUUUGCUACAGCUGGCGUGUCGAGAAGAAUCAAGGUCUUUGACUUUUCAUCAGUGGUAAAUGAACCAGCUGAUGCACAACGUCCUGUUGUUGAAAUGUCUUCACGAUCCAAACUUAGUUGUCUGAGCUGGAACAAGUACGCAAAGAACCACAUUGCGAGCAGUGACUAUGAAGGCAUAGUAACCAUUUGGGAUGUGAGCAGUCGCCAGAGUGUGGUGGAGUAUGAGGAGCAUGAAAAACGAGCAUGGAGUGUUGAUUUCUCUCAUACUGAUCCUUCUAUGCUUGUGUCUGGCAGUGAUGAUUGCAAGGUCAAAGUUUGGUGCACGAAGCAGGAGGCAAGUGUUAUUAGCAUUGACAUGAAAGCAAACAUUUGCUCUGUGAAGUACAAUCCUCAAUCCAGCUUUCAUAUAGCUGUGGGUUCUGCUGAUAAUCAUAUCCAUUAUUAUGACUUGAGAAAUAUUAAGCAGCCGCUGCAUAUUUUCUGUGGACACCAUAAAUCUGUUUCAUAUGUGAAAUUUUUAUCCAACAAUGAGCUGGCGUCUGCAUCAACGGAUGGUACAUUGCGUUUGUGGGAUGUCAAGGAGAACAUUCCACUGCGAAAUUAUAGAGGACAUACAAACGAGAAGAACUUUGUGGGUCUUGCAGUAAACAGUGAAUACAUUGCCUGUGGCAGUGAAACAAAUGAAGUGUUUGUCUAUCACAAGGCGAUUUCUAAGCCAGCAGCAUCGCACAAAUUUGAUUCUGACCAGAAUGAUCCAGAUGAGGACAUGGGAUCACAUUUCAUUAGUUCUGUUUGUUGGAAGCGCGAGAGCCCAACCAUUUUAACAGCAAAUAGUCAAGGGAUCGUACAAGUGCUUGUUCUUACUGCUUGAUGAGUAAAAGUAGAACGAUAAAAAGAUAAAAGCACGACUAAGGAGCUUCUUAUGAAGGAAUAGAGGUACCAUGCCCCUGCACCAAUUCUCCAUUGUACGUGUGUGACCGGUUUAUUAGGGUAAUUAAUGAAGAUUGUUUUUGAUCUUUGUUGCUCCUUUUAAACCAAUUUGACUGAUGGGGAUGGGGAUGUAGCUCCAAAGGGUGUCUGAUUAUACGGUACUUAAUGUACUUAAGUUGCAGCAAACAUCAUGUUUAUGGUUCAAGUGCAGCAGUUCAGAGAAAAAGAUUGUUUCUUCAAACUUCAUUGGAAAGUCUAAAAACAUAAAAUCUUCUUGUGGGAUGAAGGUUUUUCUGUUCAAUUUCCAUGCCUUGGCAGUCUGCUUUCAACAACAAAAAAGACUUUAUCCCUACCCCGACAGAGCAGCAAGGUUGUUUCCAAUAUAGACCCUCAGCUAGUCCUCUUUUUACCAACAAAAUUGUACUGUUGUAACUUUGGAGGGGAGGUAGUAUUCAUUUUUCAUGGACAUGUUGGGGAUACCAAAUUUUGUAAACGUGGAACAUUAGUCACACAAGACCAAGCCUCUAAAUGAAGGAGGGAUUAUUUUGUUGCGUCUUCUAUAAGAGGAAGAGCAUAGACAGUUCCUAUUUAGAAUGAAUUCACUUUUAUCAAUUCCUAUUCAGAUAAAUAUUGGAGAGAUUGUGCACUAAAUAUUUGUAUGUUUAGUGCCAAUCUUGGUUCCUCUUGCCUUUUAUCUUGGCUUAGAUUGUGCCAUUUUGUUAAUGCCAAUCUUGGUUCCACUUGCCUUUUAUGCCACGCUACACUUUUUAUA
Nicotiana tabacum (common tobacco) is the source of this 2757-nucleotide messenger RNA. The record is from RefSeq and is a predicted model, not a curated record. Lineage: Eukaryota; Viridiplantae; Streptophyta; Magnoliopsida; Solanales; Solanaceae.